Messenger RNA from Monodelphis domestica (gray short-tailed opossum), 3328 nucleotides. RefSeq names its product pyrimidinergic receptor P2Y6 (gene P2RY6). The record is from RefSeq and is a predicted model, not a curated record. NCBI's taxonomy places the organism in Eukaryota, Metazoa, Chordata, Mammalia, Didelphimorphia, Didelphidae. Gene Ontology annotation, cellular component: plasma membrane. Gene Ontology annotation, biological process: cellular response to pyrimidine ribonucleotide; G protein-coupled receptor signaling pathway. Gene Ontology annotation, molecular function: G protein-coupled UDP receptor activity; G protein-coupled UTP receptor activity; G protein-coupled ADP receptor activity.
GCAUGGUUUGUCUCACUCAGCCCUCUGGUCAGUGGACAGAGAGGAUUCUGGUCAGGUGAACAGGGCAGACUGGCCCCUUUCCAGCCCUUCCACAGGGACACCGUGGACCAAGGUCAGUGGUUGUAACAGCCCAGCAGACACUGAAGAAAGAGGCAUAACCAAGAUUCUUCAUGACCCUACGGACCAUGGCUAUCCAUGAGUUUUUCUUGGCAAGGAUUCUGGAGUGGUUUGCCAUUUUCUUCUCCAAGUGGAUCCUUUUAGCUGACAAUUGACAAGAAAACAAUGAUUUUCCAUGUCUGACAAGCCUGGCCUUAGCCCUGAAGCAGAGGGAAAGUGGUGCAGGAAGACCUUGGCCCUGCCUGUUCCUUCAGGCCCACAUCAGGCCUCCCCGGGACAUGGAGCCAGGAAAUGAGACCACAUUAGGCUCAGCGGGGUCCCUUCCUUCUUGUGUCUUCCGUGAGAAUUUCAAGCACGUGCUUCUGCCCCUGGUGUAUUCGGUGGUGCUCAUUCUGGGGCUGCCCCUGAACUCCUUCGUCAUCAUGCAGAUCUGGCUGUCCCGAAAGGCCCUGACCCGCACGGCUAUCUACAUGCUGAACUUGGCCUUGGCCGACCUCCUCUACACCUGCUCCCUUCCUCUGCUCAUCUACAACUAUGCCCAGGGUGACCACUGGCCCUUCGGGGACAUCGCCUGCCGCCUGGUCCGCUUUCAGUUCUACACCAACCUGCAUGGCAGCAUCCUCUUCCUGGCUUGCAUCAGCUUCCAGCGUUACCUGGGCAUAUGCCACCCCCUGUCCACCUGGCACAAACGGUGGGGCCGAGGCUCCGCCUGGCUGGUGUGUGGGGCCGUGUGGCUGGCUGUCUCGGCCCAGUGCCUGCCCACCAUCGCCUUUGCCCAGACAGGGACACAACGGAACCGCACGGUGUGCUAUGACUUGAGCCCUCCGAGCCUGUCUGCCAGCUAUCUGCCCUAUGGCAUGGCCCUCACUUUCACUGGCUUUGUGCUGCCCUUCAGUGCAGUGCUGGCUUGCUAUGUCCGCCUGGUGCGGCGCCUCUGCCAGCAGGGUGGCCCUGAGGGGCCAGCGGCGGCCGAGAAGCGGGGGAAAGCAGCUCGCAUGGUGGUGGUGGUGUUGGCCGCCUUUGCCAUCAGCUUCCUACCGUUCCAUGUUACUAAGACUGCCUAUCUGGCUGUGCGGUCAAUGCCCGGGGUUUCCUGCCCUGUCCUGCAGGCCUUCGCCGCUGCCUACAAGGCCACAAGGCCCUUCGCCAGCGCCAAUAGCGUCCUCGACCCCAUCCUCUUCUACUUCACGCAGAAGAAAUUCCGCCAGAGCCCCAAACAGAUCUUGUCCAAGCUAAGUGCUAAGUGGCAACGGGGACACUGAGCACAAAAGGACAACGAAGGGGCCAUCAGCCCCAGAGGACUCAGAUGAGCAUCAGCUCUAGGGUGCCCCCCACGGUUGCCCCAGGGACAGCAGUGCAUGCUAAGACAACUGUAACCCUCUUCCCGGAAGAGGGGCAGAGCUGUGCCCAGAGUCCACUGAGGAUCCCAGUGGCCUGUGGAAUCUGGGGGUAAAGCAGCAAAGAGCACUAGCCUGGGAGUCAGAGGUCCAGUUCUGCUCCCUACUUCCUAUGCAUGGCCUUGGACAUUUCUUUUCUGGGCCUCAGUUUCCCUGAAGGGAUUGGUUAAUUGCAAAGGAAAGAUAAGUGUUGACCCAGCUCUUUGGGCAUCCUGCUGCCCACCACAAUGGCUAUUUAGGUAGCACAUGGAACAAGAUGAACUGUUCUGGGCUCUGAAGGCUGGAUGCCCAGCUGAGCCUCGGGUAAUCCACACUCAUCACGUAUUUAUUGAGCACUUACAUGGGGUGGGAGAUUGGGGACAAAAAGCAGUGCAGUAAAACAGAGAACCAAGAACCCUGGAUGGGAACUCUUGGGGUGGACCUGGGUGUGAGUCCUGCUUCUGAUUCCUUCUAACUGAAUGACCUUGAGUAAGGCUGCCCACCUCAGUGGGCCUUUACUUCCCCAGAUCCAAAAGGAGGAGAAUGGGCCUCUUAGGAGGACCAAAUGGGAUAGUAAUUGUAAAGCACUUAGCACAAGUGCCCAGCACAUAGUAAGAGCUACUAUUUAAAUGUUAACUAUUAUUAUGGUGAUGACAGGAUCUCCAAGGUUCCUUCCAGCUAUGGCUUCCACCCUCACAGAGCUCAGAUUUAUGGGAGACACAAAGAGGGCGGGAGGUGUGAAAGGGUGGGAAGACAUGGCACUAGGCUAAAUGUGCUAAGGGCCCAGUGAGGAGAGACAUGGGCCUAUAGGAAUCCAAGGAAAGUGAAACCACUGAGAGGUAGCUAGUUAAGGAGAGUUUCAUGGAGGAAAUGGGACCCAAGUUGGGCCUUGAAGGACAGAGGGAGAUUUGGAGAGACAGAAGGACUUCACUGGAAGGAUAAUGGUGUGAGCCAAGGUAGAGGCAAAAACAGAGGGCAGGAGUUGGAGUAAGAGUAAGGGAUCAGAGAGACAUGAUCAUGGAGAGUGAGGAUGGGGUUGGAAUAUCGAUGGCCUUCAUCUCCAGCCUAAGAAGUCUGGAUUCAGUCCUGUAGGCUGCUUGGAGAUUUCUCACAUGUCCUCAUUCACAAACUCUUCCAAACCAAUCAAGUCAGCUGCCACUUGGGCAACUAUACUUCUAGAGUCUCUGCUACUUGCCCUCAAAUAUCCAUUCAGGCACUCAUUCCUUCCUUCAUUCAUCCAUUCAUUAGCUUAUUCACCCAUUCAUUCAGCAAAAGCUUGGUGAGGUCUAGAAAGCCCAGUCCCUUAGGAAGGCAGAGACACUCUGAAGGAUCCAGCCCUGGCAUUUGGCCCUCAUUGACUCCAGUGAUCUUCCCAAGGUGCCGGGUUCCUUCUCUAGGUUAUUAAGAGGCCUUCUCUUUAAACCAUAAAAUUUGUAACUUCUGCUCUGACUAAACUGGAUGGAUGACUUUCCCCAAACACAUUGGGGCUCUCUUGCCUCUUGGCUUUUGCUCAAACAGUUCCCUCUACCCAGAAUGCCUUUCCUCCUAUUCUUUGCAUAUGGAACUUCUAUCUAUUUUUUAAAGUCCAACAUAAAUUGGCAUCUCCCUGAUUUCCCCCUAGUCAGUAACAACCUUCCUCCUAAGACUGUGAUCACAGAGCACUUCUCUGAGGCACUUAUAUAAUAAUUGUGGAUUCAAUACUUGUGCUUGUAUCUUAUUCUCUGCUAGACGGGAAGCUCUAGGAAGGCAGUGAUGGAGUUUUAUUGAAACUGUGUAUCUCCCUCAGUCCUCUGCCCUAAACAAUGGAUAUUUAAUAAACAUUUGUUAAAAUGAAA